GAUAAAGACGAUAGAUCUAGAUGUGUAAUAGGAAAGAAGAAGCAAACCACAUCAGAGCACCCGCCAACAAACCACCUCCACCUUCUCAAAAUACCUACAGAUUCCUGCUAAGAAGAUCCUCCACCCGGCGUGUGGACCAGGACGGACUACGUAACGUCAAGUACCACCUCACCAAGACCUCCUUCAAACCGCUCUAUACCUGGAUCAACGUGUACGUCAACGCUACGGCCGUCUACCAGGACGCCCCCGAUGUGAUCAAACACUUGACGGAUCGGAUAGUGAAAGAAUACAAGUCGGUAUUUGGCACUCGCUUGCAAGGAGAUUUUAUACAGCCAAUUGUUUGAUAUUUCUAGUCUGGGAAAGUAAAGUUUAGCCUCACCUA
Molecule: messenger RNA, 382 nt
Organism: Aplysia californica (California sea hare)
Lineage: Eukaryota; Metazoa; Mollusca; Gastropoda; Aplysiida; Aplysiidae
Exons: 2
Coding region: 21-344 (107 amino acids)
Source: RefSeq, a predicted model, not a curated record